Molecule: messenger RNA, 1202 nt
Organism: Mauremys mutica (yellowpond turtle)
Lineage: Eukaryota; Metazoa; Chordata; Testudines; Geoemydidae
Product: selection and upkeep of intraepithelial T-cells protein 1-like
Exons: 4
Coding region: 20-787 (255 amino acids)
Biological process (GO): T cell receptor signaling pathway; regulation of cytokine production
Cellular component (GO): external side of plasma membrane
Molecular function (GO): signaling receptor binding
Source: RefSeq, a predicted model, not a curated record
AUCCCUUCCCUUUGGUUGUAUGUUAGGCAGCAGUGAGGCCUGUUACCUCCUCCCUGCAGCUCCAUGGCACUGUCACUGCAUCACACUCACCCGCCAUCUGGUUUGUUAUUUCUCCUGUUCCCCAGACCCAGCUAUGAUGAUGGGGAAGGUUCCCUCCUUCUCCCCCGGCUCCACAGUGAGCUCCGCUCUGCCCGGCUACGUCGCUCUCUGCCUCGCUCUACAGGUGCAGAGGCUGGUGUCAGCACAGUUCACAGUGACUGGACCUGAUCGUCCAAUCACAGCAUCUGUCGGUGGGGAGGCCGUCCUGCCCUGCCACCUCUCCCCCAGGAUGAGCGCUCAGAGCAUGGAGGUGAGAUGGGUCCGAUCCCAGGACUCUGCAGUUGUGCACCUGUACCAAAAUGGGCAGGAUCAGUAUGAAAAUCAGAUGUUGGACUAUCAAGGAAGGACAGAGCUGCUGAAAGAUGACAUCACCAGUGGAAGUGUUUCCCUGAGAAUACGUGAUAUCCGACCUUCUGACGAAGGUCUGACGCUUGUUUAUUUCAAUCACUUACCUUUUUUCAAGGCGCCUCAGUGCUCCUGCAGGUGGAAGGCUUGGGCUCUGGCCCUGACAUCUCUGUGGAGGGACAUCAGGACGGAGGGAUCAAGGUGGUGUGUCGUUCAUCCAGAUGGUACCCACAGCCCGAGGCUCAGUGGAGAGAUCUUCAGGGGCAGCUCUUACCAUCAGCCUCUGAAAACAUAUCCCAAGCAGCUGGUGGCCUGUUUCAAACAGAGAUUGCCAUUGUUAUAACAGAAGAGUCCAACCAGAAAGUGUCCUGCUGUGUUAGGAACCCGCGUGUCAACCAGGAGAGAGAGUCAGCAAUUUACAUAGCAGAUCUCUUUUUUCCACGGGUCUCUCCCUGGGUGGUGGCUCUGGCAGUGAUCCUGGCUCUUGUCAUUGUCCUGGCCAUCUGCUGCAUCUGGACACAACGCAGAGCAAAAGGUAAAGGAACAAGAAGGGAGAAUGCAGUGCGCUAGGGGAAAGAUUUGCAUCAGCCAUUCCUGGGCAGUCGUCAUCCACAGCCAAUUAUCUCCAGCUGCGAGGAUUGCUGGUGCAUGCAUCAGUGUCAUCCCAAGUGGGAUUUCUGAAAAUGUGUCUCCAGUACUUCUUUCUGAUGACAUGGAACCACACACUGGGUCCAAUGCAAAAUUAGGCAGCGUUCCUG